GACUGAGAAUCCCCUCAAACCAGCAUGGUGCACUAGUGACAAAGAGCAGCACAAAAAGACAUUUCUGUAGAGGAGAGCAAGGAGAGGCUGGCUUCAAUAAUUCAGACAUUGUUUGGACAAGACCUGCCUAAAGCCACUUCUACUUUUCCCCUUUAGGACCAUUCUGGUCUCUCGAGUCUUGAUCUGUAAUAGGAUAUCGAUUUGCUUCCUGUGAAACUUGCGAACACUAAUGAGCGGGAGCAGCUCUUCUGCUUUUCGAUCGGAGCGCAGUUUCCAUCAGACCUCCUCAUCUUCAUCUUCGUCCUCAUCAACCCCACACAUGGAGAAAAACAGGGGACUGUUUGCAGAUGAUUUCGGAUCUUUCAUGUGCCCCAAGAAUGCAUUGGGUUUUCCAAGUCUGACUGGGACACCAGGAAAUAUCAAAACUCUUGGGGACACCUACCAGUUCACAGUAGAUGUCUGUGAUUUCUCUCCAGAAGACGUGAUUGUUACCACCUCCAACAACCAGAUCGAAGUUCGAGCAGAAAAGCUGGCCACUGAUGGCACGGUGAUGAACACUUUUACCCAUAAAUGCCAACUACCGGAGGAUGUGGACCCCACUACUGUGACGUCUUCCCUGGGGAUUGAGGGGGUGCUCACCAUCAAAGCUCAAAGGCAUCCGGCUAAACUCGAACACGCACAAACAUUUCGCACAGAAAUCAAAAUCUAGGGCUUAUUUACAUUCAGGAUUUUAUUGUGAUUCCUUGUAAAAGUUAUACGUAUUUCCUUUAUACUUAUCCCAGCUGCCCACAGUAGGUCUAUAAAUAAACUACAACAUGGAUUAUGCAACUUCAUCUCAUAAGAAAUUCCAAAGGAUUAAGCUGUAAGAAAAAAGAAAAAAAAAUUUUUAGAUUAUUUGGAUAUUGUAAUUGAAAUGACAAGAUACUAAAAAAAUAAGGGAUGAAGACUUUUUUUUUUCUUCUUCUAACUUUAGAAAGGUCACAUCUUUGUAGAAAUUAUCUGUAAAGACUGCUUAAGCCUGUGUGUGAAUACAUGUAUAUACUGUAUAAGUUGAGCUAGACUAUACAAAGUCACCACUGUUUGGAAUAAAAAGCGCAUUAAGACUGUGA
Molecule: messenger RNA, 1109 nt
Organism: Clarias gariepinus (North African catfish)
Lineage: Eukaryota; Metazoa; Chordata; Actinopteri; Siluriformes; Clariidae
Gene: hspb7
Product: heat shock protein family, member 7 (cardiovascular)
Exons: 3
Coding region: 230-709 (159 amino acids)
Biological process (GO): heart development
Cellular component (GO): nucleus; cytoplasm
Source: RefSeq, a predicted model, not a curated record